AUGCAGCUCACCGCUGUCUUGUUAGCGUUGACUUUAGCCCACGCUCAGGUGGUGGUGGAUGACCCGAACGCCGAGCCCCAGACCACAAAAGCCCUUCCUACCAGUAUUUGGGUCACCGGUACCGAUGCCAACGGCAACUUGGCCACCACGCUCUCCCGGUUCACCCAAACCUUCCGUCUGAUGUGGGAGAUUGAAGCCGUGCCACUGCUGGGCAAGAUUGGUAUGGGAUCUAUCCAAGGGAAAGUGGGAGAAACCCGCACCUACGAUACCACUACCAUCGCCGGAGCGGCGACGUUAUUGAAGCGCUCUCUGGGAGAAACGUUUCCUAUACAAUUAACCCCUCUUUUGUGGAUGACCCUCGGCUUGAUUGCCGCCCUUGUCACCAUUUGA
Molecule: messenger RNA, 390 nt
Organism: Diutina rugosa
Lineage: Eukaryota; Fungi; Ascomycota; Pichiomycetes; Serinales; Debaryomycetaceae
Gene: KRE1
Product: Kre1p
Exons: 1
Coding region: 1-390 (129 amino acids)
Biological process (GO): fungal-type cell wall organization
Source: RefSeq, a predicted model, not a curated record